AUCUCACGAACCAGAUCCUCAUCAUGCCACAUCGGCAUAUGCAAUCUUAAGUCUCGUAGAUUUGCUUAUUUCUUCAUCACAUACUGAAGUCGUUUUGAUUUUUGUUUCUCAAAAACAAUGGCAGCAAGUGCAUCUCCAAUGGCGAGCCAGCUAAGGAGCAGCUUAUCCUCCACUUCAAUUGCUAGGCGUCUAGCCGUCCCUAAGGGAAUCUCCGGCCCUUCUUUCGGCGUAUAUCCGACCAAGAGAAUCUCUUCCUUCACCGUCCGAGCUGUUCAGUCCGACAAGCCAACAUUUCAAGUGGUCCAACCAAUCAACGGCGAUCCAUUCAUCGGAAGUUUGGAGACUCCUGUAACGUCAAGCCCAUUGAUUGCGUGGUAUCUUUCCAACCUCCCGGCUUACCGCACCGCCGUCAACCCUCUCCUCCGUGGUGUCGAAGUGGGCUUGGCACAUGGUUUCCUCUUAGUGGGCCCAUUCGUCAAAGCUGGCCCAUUAAGGAACACUGCUUACGCUGGUUCUGCCGGCUCCUUAGCCGCCGCUGGGCUUGUAGUCAUCCUCAGCAUGUGCCUCACUAUCUACGGAAUCUCUUCGUUCAAGGAAGGAGAGCCUUCGAUUGCUCCGAGUUUGACGUUGACUGGGCGGAAGAAGCAGCCCGAUCAGCUUCAGACAGCUGAGGGAUGGGCAAAAUUCACGGGAGGGUUCUUCUUCGGAGGGAUCUCUGGUGUGACUUGGGCUUACUUUCUCCUCUACGUUCUUGACCUUCCUUAUUACGUCAAAUGAAUGUAGUUCAAAAUAUGAGCUUCACCAGUAUGUUAUCUACAGAGACUCUCUUGCACCAUUGUUUCUUUUUUACUUUUGUCUGAGCAAGAAUCUUGAAUCUCAGGGUCGUCUUUGUAUAAUACUAUGGAUCUCCUCUUAAAUAUUUCUUGGUCUUUAUUCACAUAA
Messenger RNA from Brassica rapa (field mustard), 942 nucleotides. Its product is annotated as photosystem I reaction center subunit XI, chloroplastic. The record is from RefSeq and is a predicted model, not a curated record. Gene Ontology annotation, cellular component: chloroplast thylakoid membrane; photosystem I; photosystem I reaction center. NCBI's taxonomy places the organism in Eukaryota, Viridiplantae, Streptophyta, Magnoliopsida, Brassicales, Brassicaceae. Gene Ontology annotation, biological process: photosynthesis.